Prunus mume (Japanese apricot) is the source of this 3231-nucleotide messenger RNA. Lineage: Eukaryota; Viridiplantae; Streptophyta; Magnoliopsida; Rosales; Rosaceae. The record is from RefSeq and is a predicted model, not a curated record.
AUCACCACCGACCAGUCUACUCUUCUUGCUUUGAGAUCCUAUAUCACUAGUGACCCUCACGACAUCUUGGUCAACUGGUCAAGCACCACCUAUGUCUGCAACUGGAUUGGCGUUACUUGUGGUGCUCGCCACCGCAGAGUAGCAUCAUUGAAUCUCUCGUACAUGGGUUUCACAGGAACCAUUCCACCACACUUAGGCAACCUCUCAUUCCUUGUUGCACUAAGCUUCAACAAUAACAGCUUCCAUGGUACUUUGCCCUAUGAAUUGUCUUAUUUGCGUCGCUUGAAGUUGGUUAGCUUCGGAUACAACAACUUUAUGGGAUCCAUUCCAUCGUGGUUUGGGGCCUUCCCCAAACUUCAAAGCUUCUAUUUGCAUGGCAAUCAAUUUUCAGGUUCCAUACCCGCGACUGUCUUCAACUUGUCUACAUUGCAAGUAAUUAAUCUAAACAAUAAUCAACUAUCAGGUGGGAUACCAAGAGAAAUAGGGAACUUAACAAUUCUGAAGGAGAUACACCUUGACUCCAACAAUUUCCACGAAAUUCCAAAAGAGAUUGGCAAUUUAGAUAAGCUCGAGAGGUUGUAUGUGCAGUCUAAUGCCCUAAAAGGCCCUGUUCCUUUGGCUGUUUUCAACAUGUCGUCUUUGAUUACAUUGGCUCUGUAUGGAAGCAACUUGAGUGGUGGUCUUCUAGACAAUAUAUGCCAGCAUCUUCCUAGUAUUCACGUGCUCAAUUUGGGUCGUAACCACUUUGAUGGUCCACUUCCAUCCAAAUUAUGGCAAUGCAAAGAGCUUCUUAUAUUAUCACUGGAAGAGAACAACUUCAGUGGAAGCAUACCCAAAAAUAUUGGCAACUUAACCCAGUUAAUGGUUAUUACUCUUAGCAGUAACAAUUUGAGAGGCACUAUACCAGAUGAGAUCGGUGAUCUUCAAAAUUUAGAGAUUUUUACAGUCGGUGGAAAUAAUCUGAAUGGCCUCAUCCCAUCCUCAAUCUUCAAUAUGUCAACCAUCAGAGUAAUGGCCCUUGAUACAAAUCCGCUAUCGGGUAGCCUCCUAGCAAACAUAGGCCUCGGGGUUCCAAACCUACAAUUCUUUUACGUGGGAGCAACUGACCUCAGCGGAGUAAUCCCCAACCUCUCCAAUGCUUCUAUGCUCAUCAAUAUGGAUUUGGGCAGAAACUCAUUUACAGGGUUUAUUCCAAGCACGCUCUGUGCCUUAACAAACAUUGAGUCCAUUAGAUUAGGAAGUAAUAAUUUGACGAUUGAGACUUCGACUCUCUCUUGUUUGGCUAAUCUUGGAAAUUUGAGAACACUAAGCUUGGCAAAUAAUCCGUUAAAUGCCAGACUUGAUGAUUCCUUUUGGAAUUUCUCUACAUCGAGGCUUCAAUUCAUUAAUUUACAAAAUUCCAGCAUGAGGGGUAGCAUUCCCUUUAGUAUUGGCAACUUGAGCAGCUUGAUAUCCUUAAGCCUGGAAUACAAUCAAUUGAGUGGAUCAAUUCCAACUUCUGUGGGAAGACUUGGGAAUCUCCAAGGUUUGUACUUGGGCUACAACAAAUUGCAAGGGCAUAUCCCAUAUGAACUUUGUGAGCUAUAUAACCUAGCUGAAUUGGAUUUGGGUAGCAAUCAGCUCUCUAGUUCUAUACCUUUCUGUUUGGGUAAUUUAACUGCAUCUUUAAGACAUCUAUCAUUAUGGUCCAAUUGGUUGAGUUUCACAAUACCAUCUACUUUAUGGAGACUUGCCUAUAUCACCUAUGUAGACUUAUCAUACAAUUCUCUAAUUGGACCUCUCUCGGAAGAUAUUGGAAAGUUGAAAGUUGUGAUAAAUUUGGUUAACCUAACCUUGGCAAAUAAUAAUUUCGAAGGCCCUAUUCCAAGUACAUUUCACGACUUGCUAAGCCUGAAUCUCUUGGAUUUAUCUAGAAACAAUCUGUCUGGAGUGAUUCCAAGGUCUUUAGAAGCUCUCUUACUUCUCAAGUAUCUGGAUUUGUCCUUCAACAGGCUCCAAGGAGAAAUUCCAUCUGGUGGACCCUUCCAAAACUUCUCCGCUCAAUCAUUUGUCUCAAACACUGCACUCUGUGGUGCACCCCGACUUCAUGUUCCACCAUGCAAAAAUGGUACACUUGAACCAAAUUGGAGGAAAGCUAAAUAUAUAAUCCCGGGGAUCAUAUCAGUAGUGCUACUAGUGGCCUCCAUAUCUAUCUUUCUUUUACGCAGGAAAAGGAAUGUGGAAGUUCCAACAGAGUCUACCUUAUUGUCUCAACUUCUUUGGAGAAGAGUUUCACGCCUAGAACUUCUAAGGGUGACAAAUGGAUUUAACGAAGAAAACAACUUACUCGGAAGUGGGGGUUUUGGCUCAGUAUAUAAAGGGACACUUUCAGAUGGAAUAGAUAUUGCGGUAAAGGUUUUCAAUUUACAGCUAGAAGGGGCUUUCAAGAGUUUUGAUAGGGAAUGUGAAAUGCUAAGCAACAUUCGUCACCGAAACCUUAUCAAAAUCAUCAGUUGUUGCAGUGAAAUUGACUUCAAAGCCUUGGUACUGCAAUUCAUGCCUAAUGGGAGCCUGGAGAAGUGGUUGUAUUCUGAGAACUGUUCUUUGAAUAUCCUAGAGCGGUUGACUAUAUUAAUAGAUGUUGCAGCGGCAUUAGAAUACCUUCAUCAUGGUUAUUCAAUGCCUAUUGUCCACUGCGAUUUGAAGCCGAGCAAUAUACUACUAGACCAUGAUAUGGUUGCGCAUGUUGCUGAUUUUGGAAUUGCAAAACUCUUGGGUGGAGGAGAUUUUAUGACCCAAACCAUGACCCUAGCCACAGUUGGGUAUAUGGCUCCAGAGUAUGGAAUGGAAGGAAUAGUUUCAACAGGAGGGGAUGUAUACAGUUUUGGGAUUGUAGUGAUGGAAACAUUCACAAGAAGGAAGCCAACAGAUGAGAUGUUUGUUGGUGAAAUGAAUUUAAAGCAAUGGAUUGCAAACUCACUAGUAUUACCAGAUGCAAUGAUAGAUGAAGUUGUGGAUGCCAAUUUGCUUGGGAUUGGGGCACAACAGGAAGAUGAUGAUCAUGUGGGGAAGAGGGAUUGCAUAUCAGCCAUUAUGAGAUCAUCUCUUGCUUGUUGUGCAGAAUCACCAGAAGAGAGGGUAAGUAUGAAAGAAGCUGUAGCCACACUCAACAAAAUCAAGACAAAGUUUGUGAAGGACGUUUCUUCAAGAGGUGUGUUGUUAAACCGUCCUCUUGUUCAGCGCUUCAAUUAA